GAGAGCAUCGCAACGGCAACAGAAACACAGGCGGUUGACUAUGCUAAGGAAGUAACUAGCCCGGCAAGCUAACAUCUCCAGUGACUCUGCACUAUUUGACAAUAAGUCCUGCUGAGACAGGGAGCUGGAGAGGGAAAGAGGCAGAGAAAAGAGAGCCCGAUUCGUAUACAAACCACCAGCGAGCACACGCUGGAGUGACUUGCACACUGGUUUAGCCCCACAGGAAUCAUCAGCUGCCAUGAACAACCAGGACAAGCACUGGAACGAAACGAUGGGACAGAAACAGGAGGAGCUACCGCAGAUGGAUGGUUCAUGUGAUGCAUGUGAGCCUGAUGAGGCUCAGCCUGCUACACAGGUGUGCCAGACCUGCAGCUUUGCCUUCUGCCCUACCCAUGCAGAGAGACACACCAGCAGCACACAUCACCCGUUGACUCCCUAUUACCAUGAAGCAACACAGGCUCAGAGACUGGAGCUGGAUAACAACUCUAUCGUUGAGACUGGGGUUGGCGCAGGGGGGGAGAGGGAAUUGGAAUUUGUUGAAAGUGAUUCACUUAAAGAAAAUGUUGCUCUGUUAGGGGCAAAGGUUCAGGAGGUUGAGGAAGAUGGAGUGGGAAGGGCAGGUGAGAAUGAGGAGGCUGGGGAAAGGCCAAGAGAGCUGGUGCAGAAUGGUCUGCCCCUGAAAGCUGAAGGGGGUGCAAGGGCUGAGGGUGCAGAGGCAAGGCCGGAGGCCGUGGCUGCUCCGGAGGCUGGGAAGAGGGACACUGUGACAGUGGAGAGACUGCGCUGCAAGAUUCAUGGUCAGGAAGGCUCACUCUACUGCAAACCAGAUGAGAAGAUCAUCUGUGUGGUGUGUGCUGUACAGGGAGACCACCAUGAGCAUGAGAUCAUCACACUGCAAGAAGCCUAUUUUUGGCAGAAGAGCCGGGAGGGCCAUGACCUGCUGGGCUGCACGCAGCAGAUGGCUGAAAAGAUCAAGACUAAGUGGACCAAUCCUGAGAUGUCUGCAGAGCGGUUAGAGGCCUAUGUGAAUAGCCAGUUUGAUGAGCUCCAAAAAUUGGUGCGCCUGGAGGAGAAGAGGACACUUCACCUAGUGGACCUUAAAGAGGCCUUCCUGACUGCCACUGCUGCUGAAAAAAUCGCUGAGAUCACCGUCCACACAGAGCGCCUUCAGGAGGAGAUGGCCAGCAUCACGCACCAACUGGGCCUGCUGGACCAGGCUGAGGCAGAGACACAAACACAGGCUAUGCCAGCAGCUGAGGUCCUCGCAGGGAGGCUGAGCCCAGGUCCACCUAGAGGCCCGAGACUGCAGCACGACAUUAAUGCCAGGCCAAGGCUGCCAGAGCCAAGGCGGGACCCCGUAGACCCACGGGACUAUGACGACAAUGAGCCGGGACCAUCAAUGGACCAUGCUCCCUGAUACUAUCAGACAAAUCAGCACCAGACCACCAGCCCUCCCACAUCUGCUCCGCCCAGUCCAGACUGACCGCAAGGCUAGCAUACUCAUCUCCCUUCACCAUCCAUCCUGAUGUCUGCCAACCAUGAGCUGACCUUGAAAAGGCUGCUAUGUAAAAUAUGGAUGGCCACAUCUUUUCUGCCCUUAAACUUUCAAUUCCUCACUAGCUACUCGAUCUCUUUAAUUGAAGCACACGAUUCCUGUGCAAUCAAUUACAUCAGGGUCAAUUUCCAAAGCCAGUCAGAUGCUUGGCUGUCCAGUGAGUCUGGCUUACUCAGUGAGGAGACUGGAUAAGCAGCCAAGAUGUUUCACUUUUCAUUUACUUGCAGAAUUUUUUUUAUUUUUUUUUUAUUUUUUAACAAACAUUCUUGAUAAUGCAGGAGAGAGAAAACAUUUGUCACAUCAUAUCUGGCACUGCUGAUUUCUAGCCAUGUGCCAUUAAGAUUUAUUUGUAUAGAUAGAUAGAUAGUUGACUUUAUUAAUCCCCGCAGUGGAGGGAAUUUAAAACAUUAUAGCAGCGAGAUACAUUAAAAUACAAAUAACAACAGAUUGGGUCAAUAAACAAUAAUAAUAAUAGUAAUAAUAAUAAUAAUAAUUCACAGCAAGAAGGUCCUGGGUUUGAGCCCCGGGGUAGUCCAACCUUGGGGGUCAUCCCAGAUUGUCCUCUGUGUGGAGUUUGCAUGUUCUCCCCAUGUCUGUGUGGGUUUCCUUCGGGUGCUCCGGUUUCCUCCCACAGUCCAGAGACAUGUAGGUCAGGUGAAUCGGCCAUACUAAAAUUGUCCCAAGGUGUGAAUGUGUCUGCCCUGUGAUGGACUGGCAGCCUGCCCAGGGUGUCUCCCCACCUGCCACCCAAUGACUGCUGGGAUAGGUUCCAGCAUCCCGCAAGCGGUUUGGAUAAUGGAUGGAUUGAUGGAUAAUAAUAAUAAUUUAAAAAAAUAUAAGUUUCAAGUGUCCUCGUAAAGGCAAGUUAGUCCACGAGCAGUUCAAUGUCAGCAGGCCUGACAAAGGCAGAGGAAUUGUAAAAUCUGAUAGCACCUGGCAGGAAUGACCUCCUGUAUCGUUCUUUAAAACAGCAGGGUUGAAUGAGCCUGUUGCUGAAGGUGCUCUUUAGCUUGGCUAACAUGUACAUGUUGUGUAGGGCAUGGGAGGUGUUGCCCAGGAUUGCCAGUAGUUUACCCAGCAUCCUGUCCUCCAUCACCUCCUCCAGUGUGGCCAGCUUGGAUUCAAUGAUAGACCCAGCCUUCUUUUUUAGUUUAUUCAGUCUGUUGGCGUACUUUGUAUUGAUGCCUUCGCAGGUAUGUGGGUAUACAGGUUUUUGCCCAAACCAAUCCACAAAACCUAUUGAUUUCACAAAUUCGUUACUGCUUCUCUGGUUGUUGGUAUGCUAAUUAAUGAAAUCAGCUGGUGCAUUAGUGUUGGUUGGAAACAAAACCUGUGUACCCUCAGCUCUUAAUGGCACAUGGUUGGGAGCCCCUGCCUUAGACCUUUGAGAGAAUAUGCAUUACAAAGUGUGGUUUCAUAUUUUACUGUAGUAUGGUGGUGAGAAAAGGAAAUAUGUACAAGUGAUUACGAUGUGUGUUUGUUGAUUCUGUUGUUGCUUCCUAUUUCCAUUAUUACCCUGCUACCCUCCCGUCUCCCCUCAUUUUCUUCUCUUUCUCUGCCUGAAACAUCUUUAGAUUUUGCCCUUCCUACCCAUUAUUUAUUUGCACGCAUGCUUGUCAGAUCCAUCAUCAGAGGACGUUGUGACAUCCAUUGAUUGGUGAGUGUUGCUGAGUCCAUGUUAGGUGGAAAUCGAACCAUAAUUUGACUGUGCACAAUAGCACUCCCACAGUGUCAGCAUUCUGCGUAAUGUAAAGGCUCAUUAACCCGUGAGCAAUCUAUGGUGUGUGACAGGGUACAGUCCAGAGACGUAAACGGACCUUCCACAUUGGCCCACUCAAUCAUGUCCCUUAGGCAUAACAUAAUGCUGCAAGUCUGUUCAUAGUCAGGAUUGUCUUUAGUGUGAUUUGUUCUGUUGCCUUAAAAUCAAAGUUUAAAGUGCUGUUAUCUGUAAAAUGUGGGACAUGUUAAGACAGCAAGAAUUCUGUAAUGUAGCACUGCAGUGAGUUGUACAGAGUUGUUUAUCCACCCGAGGGAAAUGUUGCUUUCUCAACAGCCUAUUGAAAUGAUUCCAAUCAACAGCUCUGUCUCUGUACUUGUUUAGUGGAAGACAUCAGUCAGAACUGUCUGAUGUCUAUUUUUGUCAUAAA
Molecule: messenger RNA, 3702 nt
Organism: Lampris incognitus (smalleye Pacific opah)
Lineage: Eukaryota; Metazoa; Chordata; Actinopteri; Lampriformes; Lampridae
Gene: trim44
Product: tripartite motif containing 44
Exons: 6
Coding region: 239-1417 (392 amino acids)
Molecular function (GO): zinc ion binding
Source: RefSeq, a predicted model, not a curated record